This is a messenger RNA of Acanthosepion pharaonis, 513 nucleotides long. The record is from the annotation of a GenBank genome assembly. NCBI's taxonomy places the organism in Eukaryota, Metazoa, Mollusca, Cephalopoda, Sepiida, Sepiidae.
AUGCCUUUUUGUUUCAUUUCUUUAUUUCUUUACAUGUCAUUCAUUCAUAAUUAUUUUUCAUUUCUUCAUUCUUAUCUGUUUCUUUCCUUAAUUAUUAUUCAUAUUUUUUGCCUUCAUUUUAUUUUUAUUUUUCGCCCGUCAUUGUUUUUUUUUCUUUCGUUCCGUUUUCCUUUUAGUUUUUGUUUGAUUCCUCAUUGUUUUAUUUUUGUCCGUUCCUUCAUAUUUGUUUCUUUCCUUUAUUCUUUUUCGCUCACUUAUCCUUUUUCUUUUGCGUAUUUCAAUCAAUUUAUGUCUCAUCUGUACAUUAUUUGUGAAUUUUCGUUUUUUUGCAUUCGUUGUUGUUUCUUCCUUCAUUUCUUCUAUUUUGUUCCUUUAUCUUUUGCUUUUCCUUCAUUUCUUUCUUUUUUAUUCUUCUUUCCUUUAUAUUUUGUUUCAUUUCUUCUUUGUGGCUCGCAUCAUUUCAGUUUCAUUUCAUUUUCUUCUCUUCCUGCUUCCCUAAUUUGCUUGUUCUAG